GGUCAGAAUUGAUUCAAGAGGUGUAAAAUUGAUUUUGACAUGUUUGUUUUGUCAAAAAUAGAAUUAAUUUUUUUUAAGAAUUGAUUUUACCUUAAGCUAUAAAUUGUAGCUUUUGAAACUAGAAUUAAUUCUUACACUUAAAUUUAUUGGUCAACUCACUUUUAUAUGAAUGUAUUCAAACAUAAAUCCAUUUACCUUCAACUCAAUUUUAGUCAAAAUCAAUUUUAAAGAAUCAAUUCAUUCAAAAUAAAAUCUUCUCACCGCAAAAUCAAACAUAUAGCAAGACUUUUAACUGAAAUUUUACAGAUCAGUGCAUUUAAACCAUCUCCAAUAAGGAAUAACUUUCCUUGCUUUUAUAAAUGUCUAUAUAUAGAGGUAUGAUGGAGAAGCAAUAUUAAGCAAAAAUACAGCAAUUAACCACAACAAACAUUAUGAGUACAGAAAAAUUAAUAGAUAGAAAACAUUAUGUUCUUGUACAUGGUGCAUGCCAUGGAGCUUGGUGUUGGUACAAGGUCAAACCACUCUUAGAAUCUGCUGGUCACCUUGUCACAGUACUUGAUCUUGCAGCUUCUGGAACCAACUUGAACAAAAUUGAAGAUGUGAAUACAGUUUCAGAAUACUCUGAACCUUUGUUGCAGCUAAUGGCAACAAUUCCCCCAAAUGAAAAGGUGAUUCUUGUUGGUCAUAGCCUUGGAGGACUUAACAUAGCUCUUGCAAUGGAAAAAUUUCCAGAAAAGGUAGCAGUUGGUGUUUUCUUAACAGCUUUUGCUCCUGACAUCGAACACAAUGCAUCUUAUGUAAUGGAAAAGUAUAUUGAGAGUACCCCGACGGCUGAAUGGGUGGACACUGAAUUUUUCCAGAGUGGAAACAAAACAUCAAUGUUCUUUGGCCCCAAAUUUUUGUCCAACAAGCUCUAUCAACAGUCCUCCAUUGAGGAUCUUGAGUUGGCCAAGACUUUAUUGAGGCCAGGGUCCCUCUUUAUGGAAGACUUGAUUCAGCAAAAGAACUUAUUCACCAAACAGGGUUAUGGGUCAGUUCCACAUGGCUUUAUUGUUUGCGAUGAUGACAUUGCAAUUCCAUUGAAAUUUCAACUUUGGAUGAUCCAAAAUGCUGGGAUUAAUGAUGUACUUGAGAUCAAAGGCGCAGAUCAUAUGGCUAUGCUUUGCAAGCCACAACAACUAUGUGAUUCACUCAAUCACAUAGCUAACCAGUGUAUCACCAGUUAAAAAACUUAAUAUAGUUAUUAAUAAUCUUUUUUAGUAUCCUUAAUUAGUGUUUCGGAAACACUAGUUAGCAUAACCCUAAUUAAUACACAUGAAGUCAUGAAGUGAGCGCUUUAGCUUUGGUGUUCAAAUAAUAGGGAAUAUAAUGCUAGCAAUACAUUUGUAAUGAAUGAAUAUACUCCAUGCUAGAGAAUAAAAUAGCUUAAGAUGCAUUAAAUAAUUUUAGGUGAUUAAUCAUGCUUUUUAGGAUCUAUAAGAGUUCAAUUAGAUAAGUCAUUGGUUAGUUUGUUAUGCUUAACCAAUGCUAUAAAUAAAGGCAUGGGUGAAUGUAAUGAUCAAGUAAGAUGAAUAAAAGAAGGUAAUUUGUUAGCUUAA
Messenger RNA from Trifolium pratense (red clover), 1598 nucleotides. Its product is annotated as salicylic acid-binding protein 2-like. Gene Ontology annotation, molecular function: methyl salicylate esterase activity; methyl indole-3-acetate esterase activity; methyl jasmonate esterase activity. The record is from RefSeq and is a predicted model, not a curated record. NCBI's taxonomy places the organism in Eukaryota, Viridiplantae, Streptophyta, Magnoliopsida, Fabales, Fabaceae. The transcript is spliced from 3 exons. Gene Ontology annotation, biological process: jasmonic acid metabolic process; salicylic acid metabolic process. Bases 432 to 1226 code for a protein of 264 amino acids.